AUGCCGAGUGAUGCAGAGAAGACCAGGCUGGGCCCAAGAUGCCCUUCUCCUGUGACAGAGAAUGUGAUCCACGGGCCUGUGCAUAAACAGAUCAACGAUUAUGUAGAAAAGGGAACCCAAGGAAAAAUUGUGGAUUUGGUCAAAGAACUUAGCGAAGACGCACUUUUAGCUCUGGUGAAUUACAUUUUCUUUAAAGGCAAAUGGGAGAAGCCCUUCAAUGUUGAGUUGACCACAGAGGAGGACUUCCAUGUGGACGAGAACACCACAGUCAAGGUGCCCAUGAUGAACCGCCUGGGCAAGUUUGAUGUCCACCACUCUGACACUCUCUCCAGCUGGGUGCUGCUCCUGGACUACGUGGGCAACACCACCGCCUUCUUCAUCCUGCCCGACCAGGGGAGACUGAAGCACCUGGAGGACACGCUCAGCAAGGAAAUCCUCGCCACGUUCCUGGAAAAGAGAUCCUCAAGUUUCGUCAAUUUACGUUUGCCCAAACUGUCCAUUUCUGGAACCUACAAUCUUAAAACCGUCUUGGGCAACCUGGGCAUCACCAAGGUCUUCAGCAACCAGGCUGACCUCUCGGGGAUCACUGAGGAAGUGCCCCUGAAGGUGUCUAAGGUGAUGCACAAGGCUGUGCUGACCGUCGACGAGGAAGGGACUGAAGCUGCCGGGGCCACAGGGAUGGAAAUCAUGCCCGUGUCGUUACCCCCAGAUGUGGAGUUCAACAGGCCCUUCGUCUUAAUCAUCUACGACAGAUACACCAAGAGUCCCCUCUUCGUGGGAAAGGUGGUGGAUCCCACCAAAACGUAACUUCCUCUCUGGUUUAGCCCCCACACCAGGCCAG
Molecule: messenger RNA, 841 nt
Organism: Ceratotherium simum simum (southern white rhinoceros)
Lineage: Eukaryota; Metazoa; Chordata; Mammalia; Perissodactyla; Rhinocerotidae
Source: RefSeq, a predicted model, not a curated record